This is a messenger RNA of Dicrocoelium dendriticum, 1494 nucleotides long. The record is from the annotation of a GenBank genome assembly. NCBI's taxonomy places the organism in Eukaryota, Metazoa, Platyhelminthes, Trematoda, Plagiorchiida, Dicrocoeliidae.
CGUGAACAGACUAGAGAUGUGCAAAUGCACAGCGGACUCUCUACCUGCACUCACGUCUUCCUCCGCACCGACGCAGUGCGGCGCCCUCUCCAGCCUCCCUACACUGGCCCUUUCAGAGUUCUGCAACGGACUCCGAAACAUUUUACUUUAGACCAGAAUGGUCACCGAACAACGGUGUCCAUCGACCGCCUCAAAGUGGCUUUCUUUGACGAGCCACUUGCAGCCCAUCCUGAUGCUCUCGCACAAGCACCCGCACCUGUGGUGACUUCCCGAGCACUGGAUAGCCCGGAACCCUCCGUACCCCUUGACCCGCAACCUAUCCCGCCGCAACCCCAGGCAACCGACCGACGCGGUAGACAGGUCAAACGUCCGGUCCGUUUUUCAGAUUUUGUAAGCGUUUGCUAUUUCCAUUAACACGCCUUUUUCGUCUUUAGUGGUUAUCCUGCGUCUCAUCCACAAACGUUUUGCAAAAUCGACAAAAAAACCCAAAACAUUUUGAAAACCUAAAAGCGUAUUUGCUUUUAUCAUGCAUGCCAUGUUCCCUCUCCGGCGUCAAGCCACUUCCCCGACCCUUGCCCACCCCCUCUGAGUUCUACCUUCCAGAAACUCAACCGCCGGAACUGCCCAGGCAACCCUCGAGUGACUCGCCAACCGGCUCAACGCAACCCUGGAGUGACUCGCCAGCCGUCCCAAAGCCCCUUCCUCACCCAAGGAACAGACAGUCGCCCUCGACCGCAGACACCCACGAACGGAUUGGUCCCCAAACGCCGCCUAGGCAUUGCCGACGAGGACGCCGGAUUUCUUCGUGGGACGAGGACGCCCGGAUUUCUCCGUGGGACGAGGACGCCUGGAUUUCUUCGUGGGACGAGGACCGUGGACUAAAGUGCGGUGGGGGGAGUGACACCUCCCAAGCGCACCGUCGGGUCUGCAGCAAAGGGAAGGUCCUGUCGGCCUUUUUCUGGACUAGCCAGUUUUUUUGCAGUCCGACCAGCCCGCCCCGACGGCCCACCGAUGAUGCACUCUGGUCCACACGAUCGUCAUAAAUAAUAACUAACAAAAGCCUGGACCCAGCGAAAUCUGCUACACACCCCACUUUGGAAGCCCUUACUCAAGCCCCUGCAAAUAUUCGCAUCCACCCUCACCUUCCGUUUCCCCCACUAACAGCUCCAUCGAAGGCUUCCAUCCUUCAGCCUUCUAGGGGAGGCCCUUGUAGUGUACCGGAAAACAAGCUCUUUCAGUAUUUUGUAACAUUGGAUUUUACGGUUGUUUUAACCUUCGAAACGUCCAUUUGUUUUACUGACUGCACGUCCGUUGACACAAACCGUUUUGGUGAGUACCUCGCUGCACGUUUCUCGCUCUGUCUGAUUCGCUUCCUAUUCUUGUAGCCUGCACAAUAUACGUUGGGUUCAGUCGCCUCCGACUUCUAUACUGUCGUAUUUGACACGUCUUACGUGUCAUUGCUUACCGACUAGUAUCCCAGGCUCCGCCCAACAA